Molecule: messenger RNA, 5750 nt
Organism: Odontomachus brunneus
Lineage: Eukaryota; Metazoa; Arthropoda; Insecta; Hymenoptera; Formicidae
Exons: 5
Coding region: 199-4098 (1299 amino acids)
Source: RefSeq, a predicted model, not a curated record
UCUCCAUCGCCAUUUACGAUCGACGCGACCACCUUGGAAGCGUCCGUUCACGGUAUGAUUGAGAAAAAGCAGCGAGAAAAUAUCGCAAAAGGAGGCAAGACGUAGAGGCGGAGGCGUAGAUAAAUGUAGUCGCGAGAAGACGUUGAAGGCGAACAAUAUCUGUCUGUAUUUUGAAAACACGCGGGAAGAGAGAAACUUAUGUGUAGGAAAGUCGAUGAAAAAGCAGUAGCUUCAGGUCAACCAAGAGAGAGAGAGAGAGAGAGAGAGUUGAGUCCGACCAGAAUGGACGAGACGGUUAAGAAUUCCACUAAGGAAGCCAUGCAAACUAUCGCGAAAGAUUACUCAAUGGUGUUGGAUAAAAACAGAUCGACUUCUUCAUGUUCGAAGGAGCAUGAAGAGAAAAAUCACGCGUUUCGAUCUCGUGCCGAGAAAGGGGAGGAAAAAUAUUUGAAGAAUCCGUUCGAAAAUCGACGCGCAACAGGAACACGUUAUUUUUCGCGGCGACGUUCGCGAGCAGCCUAUAGCGAUCCAUACGUUGAAACGAACGAAUGCGCGAUACCGCUGUCUGUGAAAAGUAAGAAUAAGAAACACUGGAAUCCAGCGAAUAACAUUAACGCUGACAAUCGCAGAAUGACCGGAAAUGUCAACAUUUAUAUUUGUUCAGAGACUAAUGAGAGCGGUCAGGCAAAGGGCAAGCCAAGACUGAAUGCUCCAAGCUGCAUGGACGCAAGUUCCGAUGCAAGUACCGAACUCCGAUCGAGCUCGAGAUACGUGAGUGGCAGUAGUGCGUCAUUACGCAAACCGAUAAAUGACGUAAGAGAAAAACGGCAAAAAGUGUUACCAUCCAAUUCCAUUCGGAAUAAGGGAGAGAGAAACAGCAUCGUCCGCGACAACGAAACGUGGCGCAAAACCCGCACAACGCAGACGAGCGAUUCCAACGAGGAUGGACGUCAGGUGGAUGUCAAACUUAGCGACCAAGAGGAAAGCAAAAAUGCAAUCUCGUCGGUUCGUCCCAGCAAGGACCAAUCUCUACCAAUCUCGGCCAAUCUCUACCAGCACUCGUCGAAUUCUGUUGGGCUCCCGCGCGACAAUUCUCAAGGCGCGUCGUCUUGGAUCGCGAUUUACCCUUCGGAAGCGAGAUGUAGAUGUGUGAAUACCGACCUUUACCUGUCGAGUACGAUCAACGUACCAAGCGGACGAAAGGAUCGCCGUGAGAAUGAUGAUGUCUGCGGAAUAACGGAUAGCGGAUGUACCAUGUACGAUGCGAUCGAUAGUAGCGGAUCGUUAUUAAAAUCGGCUGGCACGGACUGCGCCACGUGCUUCACCGACGAUUCCGAGUGUCGAGAUGUAAAGAUGUUUCGGGACUCGAUACUAAACCGUAGGGACAUUCGGGAGAAACGGAUGGGAGUCUGUAAGGCACAUUCGAUCGAAUGUAAUCAGCAGCGCGCGGCUCGGCAAAGGUCCACGUGCAGUUGCAUCGCAGAGGAGGAGGAAGAUUGCUGUACCAGCGUCGUGAAGGAGCGCCCGGUGAACUUGCGCCCAACGCGUGUAAUUUGCAGCGAGCCGGCGCGAGACGCAACUGUGCGCGUGAUCUCGCUCAACAAUGCUGGAGAUAGUCUCUCUCCAAUAUCUAAAAGUAUAUUUCGGGUUUCGAAAUGUACGAAAGCGACUGCUGCUGCGUACGGAGCAACGCUUGAAAAUUCGCAAGAAUCUUCGAAAGUAACAAGAGUCUCUAAGAAAUUGGCUGCUGAAGAGCUCCCGUUCUUAGGUAUCGCAGUUUGCAAGACGAUAUACGCCGAACCAAAGGGACCGCCGGAAGAAGGAAUGGUUCGCGAGACGGUCGCUUUGCGAAAGAAGUCCGACUUGGAAGCUCCAGACGAAGCCCUAGAGGAAACAAUUUGUAAGAUUCCUCACUUAAACUUUGCCGACCGAGACGUUGUUGAAAGGUUAUCUGUAAACGAUGCUAAAGAUAAACUCGCGAAAGAGAAGAGAAACGGAACAGAUUUAAACGACCGGAGGGAGAAUGUUGUAGAUUGUGAAAGAGUGACAGUACAGUUUGCUGACAGUUCGCGUAACAAUGUCGCUCCUAAUCUUGACAAACAACAGUCUGCCGAAUAUAGAAGGAAAAAUGUUUCGUAUAAGAAAUCCAACGAUUCACCCGUCUCGAUCAGAGCGAUCAGGGGUUUUAAACCAUUGUCAGAAGGUCAAGAUCCCAUAAAGUUUUCAGUAGACGAUCGGUCAAACUAUUCCAAGAAUAGCGAAGACGCGAAGGGAACGCUGAAGAAUUCCGUUGAUCGAGAAAAAAGAGUAAGGAUGCGAUUAUCACCUCUGCUCCGACCAAUGAGAAGCCAUUUAGAGUCAGUAUCGAAGUAUCCUGCUGAGCGAGAUUUUACAUCAACUGACGGUAAACAGCCUAAAGAGAAAAUGGCGGAAACGUCAAAAGAGGAGAACGACAAGAAGGACCGUCCGGACAAAAUAGGAUUGUUGACAAGAAAUCCGAAAGAUACGCCGUUAUAUCGCUCGCUGAAAAAACUGUUGGAUUUAAUUCAGCACCGUAAAGCCAUAAGGCGAAUGAAAGAUGAAACGGAAAAAAAUCGGAAUGACUUGAUGAAAAAGACGCAGCACGACGCAAAGGAGGACGAUUCAAAGCCGAGGAGUAUUCCCGAAAGGCUAGCUGAAAUUAACGACUAUGAGAAAGACCGACGAAACAUUGGUGAAGCAGCAUAUAGACCAAUGAGACCUUCGCUCGCAAACAAGCACGAAAUAGUCGGGGAUAUUGCGUUCGAAAGCCAGAGACCGACUGCGACAGACGCAACUGAACUCUCCAAAGGAGAAGCCGAAGAAAGAGAUAUUUCUGAUUUGAGUCAGACUGCACCCUCAAAGCCUAAAUUAUUGCGCAUCAUCUCGGCGAAAAGGUCGCGUCUUCGACCGACUAAAACGACAGCCGAGCCUAAAUCUCCAGAGAUCGAAACGAGAGUCGUUAGCGAAGAAAUUGCCCGAACAAACGAAAGUACCGAUCGAGACGAAAUCCCGCUCGAGACUGCCCCUGCAAAAAUCACAGAAGAUACCAUAGUGGCUGAGUCGACCGACAUAAGCGUCCAAGACGCGGCAAAGGACACCGUCGCCGAAACACCGAAAGAUAUAGCGGUUGACGAGAACAGAGUCUCGGAGGGUAUUGUAGAUGUAACAACGGACGGCCUGCGGGAGAAAGUGGAAGAAGCGCCGCGAGAGCCUGUUUCUUGUGAAUGCGGGACACACUUUGAGCCGAAUAGUGGUUUGCGCUCAGUUACCGAGCGCACAGAGUGCAAAGACCUUCUCGAGGACUGUUUUCGCAAGUACAAACAAUCGGAGGCGAAAGAAAGAGAGUGCAUUCGCGCGCCGCCGACACAGUAUCCAAAGAGCCGCUCCAAGAUUGACAAACUGAUACUUUGCACUGUAUCGCCUUUGAGUCCACGCGUUUGCACCAAUUAUCGCGGAACAAGAAAAGAAUGUAGGCAGGCCGUGAUCCCUUUUCAUUGCUGUAGACACGGCCAGGAAUGCGGAUGCGACAUGUGUGAAUGCAAAUGCAGUCUAGACGGAUGUAAUGAAGUACCGAUCAAUCGUGUCGAUUGCUGCAGAAGAAGAGACAAGCGUUAUCGCGGCACCGAGAGCAGUCGCAAUCGCCACAAGCCGAUGAUUUGUCUGUACUGCGACAAUCCCCGGGACGAGUGCACAUGCAAAGCACCGAUCGGCAAAUGUUCACGCUGCGGAUUGCCAUCGGAUGUUUGCGAUUGUCAGGACGACCAAGGUCACGAUCGUGCUCGUGUUGUCGGAUGUGCGAACAAAGGUGGAUCGAUUCGAGUCACCAGUUGGAAGCCGAAAAGGGAAGUCAGACGGUAUUUCGCGAGAAACGAUUUUGGGCCGGGCGCCAUCAAAGAUUGUCGCUGUCACGAGAAGCCAAAGCAACAAUGGCCCGAAGAGCUACCUUAUCAGCGGUUGAACGUCUUCUCGGAUGUGAUGAACGAACUGCAAAGGAAGAUGAGCGAGUCCGUAUGCUGCAGACGAUGCACGAGGGAUACUUGCUGCGGCGGGGACUCGCAGGUCAAUUCAGGAAGAUGAAGGAAAGGAAAGGAGGAGAGUCGAGGAUUACGUGAGGUAUGCGGUUACCGCGAGAGAACAAAGAUUUCCUCCGCGAUCGAUCCCGAUGGUAGAUAAAACGUUACUGGGAAGUAGAGUAGCGAAUCAUUUGUUAGAGAGAGAAUUCACUUUUCCUGCGCGCGUUGUGGCAAUAUAUAAAUCGAGAAAGAAGUCAAGUUUUGAGUCAUCUUAAGCUGCACAGAGAAGCGUUUGCGAUGGUAAAUAUUAAAGUGGCACGUUUCUUGUUGACGGAAUAAUAAUCGCGUCGGACAAGCUGUAUCAACAGUGUGUUGCCUCUUUGCUUCUUAAAUAUAUUUACUAUUUUGCACCAUGCGUCCGACACAAACGCAUUCCAAUAUCAUUACUCAACAAAAUCAGAAUUAAUUAUAUCGGUUACAUCCCUCGUGGAUUUCUUACGUCGUAAACUAACAGCGUAGAUACUUCAAAGCGGAAGAAGCUAGGAGGAACUUGUCCUACAGAUCAAAUUCUGAAGACGAACGUGAUUGAACGUCAUUCAACAUUGUUGCAUCAUUGAUAUCGACUCGAUGUCUCGCUCGUUUUUGCCAAUCAUCGGCCUGCGACUGCGGGAAAAGUACAAGCGCAAGAAAUCGCUGGCAUAAUAUAUUAUUGCAAGAGUUUACCCUGCAUGUGAGUGGAUCGCAAUCGUGCGCCCGUUAAUGAUGGAAAUUUUCAUUAUAAAAUAUAAUUUUUUUAUAAUUCAAUAUAUGCAUUCAAAACUUGAAUAACGUUUAAUUGGUACGAUGAAGAUUUUUCAAAUUCGAAGUAAUAGGGAUAUUAACGAUGUUGAGUCUCAUUGAUGAGACUCAUAUAUAAGAAUCUCUGAUAUUUUCUGUUGUUGCUCUUUUACUGCAUUCUUUACCGUAGCUGCAUCAUAGCGAGGUAGCCUGGUUGUCGAGGCUGCGUGCAGGUGAUUCACUUAAUUGUACGAAAGGGAAGGAGAGGAGAGGAGAAGAGAGGAGAGAGAGAGAGAGAGAAAAAAAGAGAGAGAGACGGAGAGAGAUUAAUACAAAUACGGAAUAUCCGCGCGAGUGAUAUGUUUACGAUUGUAUAUACGCGAUACAUCAUAUGGUUGAUAUGUAGAAGAUGCUAACGAAAUGGUUCGACGAUACUUUGUGAUACGAUAUUAAUCUUUCUUCAGAAAAUAAAGAGAUAAAGACUUAUACACGCGCAUAUGUAUAUUUCCAUAUACUUUUUGCAUCACAAAAAAUUCAAUUGUUUUGGAAUCGAAAAGUUCAAAACAUAUUCAUACGUCAUGUCAUGUCACAUGAUGUGAUAACGAAUAUCAACAUUGAAAUAUAACGCACCUCGAAUACAAAUUACCGAACACUUGUCCAAUAUUUCAUCGUUUAUUCCAUACGCGUCGAUUACUUGAAUGCAUCCAUACACUGCGUAAACUGUUGUGCGUCAUUAAAAGCGUAAUUUGCAUAAGUAAGUAAAGAAUGGAAGAAUAGAAAAAGUCGCUAUUAUUUACUCUUGUAUUUGUUUGCUUUUCAAUGUCACAAGAAAGCCUCGUCUAACUUUUCAAGCGCACUAUCGGUCGUAACUUAAGAAACAGACAUUAGAAAUUUAUCCUUUGGAAACAAUAAUAAUGACAAUAUGUUAGUAAAAUGUUA